AUGGUUUGCAUCUUGGAGAACAGGGUUCAUGAGAAGUCUUUGUGUGACCCGUUCUUUGAAUCCACUCAUUCUCUCUUUUUGAAUGAAGCUAGUUGUCAUAACUUUGCGCUUUCUAAUUCUGGUAGGAUUUGGGUGAAAUGGAAUGCUGCGAAGCUGAAUUUCAUUCCUUCUCGUGUCACCUCUCAGAUUAUUUCUGGGAAUGUUUUUGUUGCUAAUCAAGCUCUUUUUCAGCUCUCUGUUAUUUAUGCUUCCAAUAGCACUAUUGAACGUAAGGAGCUAUGGGAGGACAUUGCUCUUGUUAGACCUGUGCCUUCUUUUCCUUGGGCCAUAAUUGGGGACUUUAAUUGUUGUAGAUAUGCUUCAGAAAAGUUAGGGGGAUCCCCCAUCACGCAAUCUACUCUGAUUGACUUCAAUAACAUGAUAUUUCAUAACAGUCUUUUGGAUUUGCAUUCGGUUGGGUGUAAAUACACUUGGUACAAUCAACGUUUGGAUAACCCUAUUCACAUUAAACUGGAUCUUGUGCUUGUGAAUGAGGGUUGGAUGGACGCUUUCUCUGAUUCUUUUUGCUCUUUCCAAAGUCCUUCUUACUCGGACCAUACUCCUGUUAUUCUGCAUUCUGGGAAUCAAACUAAGGUGCAUCACAGAUUCUUAUUUAAGAACUUCUGGACUAGAUUUGAGGCUUUAUGGUGUCAUCUUCUUGAGGUAUUCUCAGCGCCCUGUAAUGGUAAUCCACUUUCUAGUCUUUACAAAACUUUAAAGCUCUUAAAGACUAGAAUAAAAAAUGAAGUGUGGGCAUCCUCUAGUUGUUUAACUAGGCAUCUUGAUCAUUUACUGUAUAACCAAAAUCUGCUGUUGGAGAAGUUGCAUAUUGAUCCUAAUAACUCUGAGAUUAUUCUUUCCUACAUAUCCUGCAAUGCUGAAUUAGCCCACUUCACCAACUUGCAAGCUUCUUGGAUAAUUCAAAGGGCUAAGGUCAAUUGGCUUAAGUUUGGGGAAGAGGAUCUCAAAUUUCUCUAUGAUAGAAUCUGUUGUAGAAAGGGGAGCUCCAAAUCGGUUGUGAAUCUUCUAUCCUGUAAUCCUACUGUGUCUAGGAUUGAGGUGGUCUCUACUAUUUCUCAGAUUUAUCAAAAUUUAUACAAUCCAGCUCUUCUUCCUAAUUCGGCUGUUGGGGAUUUUCCUGUUGGAACUGCUUUACCUUAUUAUUUUUUUAGCUCUAUUGACUCUAAUGUUGAGGAUAAUGAUAUUAAGGAGGUUGUUUUUAUGGGGGCCUCUAAUUCUGCUCCGGGGCCGGAUGGGUUCAAUUUUCAUUUUUAUAAAUCCUGUUGGCAUAUUAUUGGUCCAGUGGUGUGUAGAGCUGUUAAAUCAUUUUUUCUAAAAGGGUAA
Dendrobium catenatum is the source of this 1383-nucleotide messenger RNA. RefSeq lists its product as uncharacterized. Bases 1 to 1383 code for a protein of 460 amino acids. NCBI's taxonomy places the organism in Eukaryota, Viridiplantae, Streptophyta, Magnoliopsida, Asparagales, Orchidaceae. The transcript has a single exon. The record is from RefSeq and is a predicted model, not a curated record.